Molecule: messenger RNA, 3052 nt
Organism: Frieseomelitta varia
Lineage: Eukaryota; Metazoa; Arthropoda; Insecta; Hymenoptera; Apidae
Product: elongation of very long chain fatty acids protein AAEL008004-like
Exons: 4
Coding region: 245-1213 (322 amino acids)
Biological process (GO): fatty acid elongation, saturated fatty acid; fatty acid elongation, polyunsaturated fatty acid; very long-chain fatty acid biosynthetic process
Cellular component (GO): endoplasmic reticulum membrane
Molecular function (GO): fatty acid elongase activity
Source: RefSeq, a predicted model, not a curated record
CAUCGUGGAACUUCAGUCUCUUCGAAGGUGGCCAAACACGAAGGUACUCUCUUCGGAACCGAAGAAUCGAGGAAAUUUUUGCUUUCCGUUUCGUUUGCAACUACGCGCGAAAAACUAGUUCACGAUAAACGUCAGUGAUUCCUUUUAUUUCUUUUUCCCUUUUUUACCGACUUGGAUCGAGUUUUUUUUUUUUUUUUUUGCCGUUAGAUCGACAUUAGAUUGUCGUCAAAUCUAAUAACAUACGAUGGCGCAACUUGUGGCAGCGGUGUACGACAGCUACCGAGAUCUGAUGGACAACAAGAGCGAUCCAAGGGUCAAUAACUGGGCAAUGAUGAGCAGCCCGUUCCCGACUCUCUUCAUCUGCCUGUUUUACGCCUAUUUCGUCAAGGUUCUCGGCCCCAAGCUCAUGGAAAAUCGCAAGCCUUUCGAACUGAAGAGGGUCCUGCUCUACUACAAUCUCUUCCAAGUGGCACUCUCCACGUGGUUGUUCCACGAGUCCUUGGCAUCCGGGUGGGGAGGCUAUUAUUCGUUCCGUUGUCAACCGGUAGACUAUUCAAACAGUCCGAUGGCAUUGCGAAUGGCACGUGGCUGCUGGUGGUACUACUUCUCCAAGUUCACUGAAUUCUUUGAUACUAUAUUCUUCGUGCUGAGGAAAAAGAAUAACCAAGUCUCGAGGUUGCACGUGAUUCAUCACGGAGUUAUGCCACUAUCCGUUUGGUUCGGUGUGAAAUUUUCUCCUGGCGGUCACAGCUCGUUCUUCGGCAUGCUCAACACAUUUGUACAUAUCGUGAUGUACUCGUACUACUUUCUGGCCGCCCUCGGCCCAAAGAUACAGCCGUACCUCUGGUGGAAGAAAUAUUUGACCGUCCUGCAGAUGGUGCAGUUCAUCCUCGUGAUACUCCACGCUUUCCAACUUCUCUUCAUCGAAUGCGACUACUCGAAGGUGUUCGUCUGGUGGAUCGGAAUGCACGCGGUCAUGUUUUACUUCCUGUUCCGCGACUUCUAUGUACAGACAUACAAGAAGAGUAACGCGGCUGCCAAGACGUCGGUGAAUAAGGAAACCAAGGUGAACCAAGAGAACGCGAAACAACCGAACAGCGAGAAGGAGAACGGCAAGAUGUACGCGAACGAGUACAAAAUGGCGACCGGCUACAUCUCGGACAAUGGCCUGAGGAAUCGCGUAUUUAUCGACAACCGCGGCUUCCAGGAAUAAGAUCGCAGUCCGUCAUUGCAGUACCAGUUUUCACGCGAUACGGUUUCCCGGCUGAUUCGGUAACUCUGCGAAAAAAAAAUCGGCAAAGGGCCGACGAGCAAUCUGCAUACGUCGGUGCUGCCAAACGAACGAAUUAAGUUCGACACACAGUGUGUAACAGGUUUUAUUCGUUCGUUUGCCGAGUCAACUGUUUGUUGUUGUACGUAACACACGGUGAAAUUACCGAUUCCGGUCGCUUUCGACAUUCAGUUUCGUGAAUCGGUCGAGUUUCUUUUAUUUUAUUUACAACGGCUGUCAGCCAGUGGAGUGUAAGAAAUUAAUCUUGCUCAAUCCGUUGAAUCUCUUUCUAUUUCUUUUUGUUAAAUUAUUAGAAGCAGAUGCUGACACUGCGGGAAUAAUUACGUCAUUUAGACGUGAGAAUUUGAUAAAAAUCCAAUCGAUAAUAGGAUAUUUACAGCCAAUAUUUCUUCUGUUUCUCUAUUUUCGUAGUGACGACAGUAUCAAAAAGUAUAUGUAUACCGAGAAAUGUACUCACGUUCAGUUUUGUUCAAACUGCGAACGGUAGAGUAGACAAAUUACGCAGAGGAGAGUGGCAUUCUUUGAAACGUCGUCCGUAUUUUUCAGUUUUUCAUUUCCAAAAGGACUUCGAUUUCAAAGAUUGAACCGAAUGUAUGAAAACCGACUGUAUCGUGCGAACCGGAUUACGACGGACAACGGCGAAUUCAUAUCGGACAAGUUCACCAAGCAGGCAAAUUUCUUUUCGCAAAUCACGCCUGAUAUCAAGGAUACAUUAGAUUAGAUUCAACCUUCGAUUAGUUCACACCCAUCAACUAAAUUAUCGAUUACCUCCGGUACGGAUGAGGGUACGUUUGAAUGAGAUCUUAUACAUAUUUUCACGCUUUCUGUGCGAGUUCUCUGUAUGUCGUGUCUAUAGAGUGUAUACGGUAUGCGAGUAUGUACAUAUGUAUAUGUAGGCGAAUGUACAAGUUAGAAACAUAAGGAAACGGGCGGUGAUACCUAACUGUUACACUCAACUUUCGCCUCGAGUUAAGCUCACGAGAGAGUUGCCAAAUUUUUCCUUCGAGGCUCUCCACAUAUCGUUCUUCUGUCACUUCAAGGUUGACUGAAUGUAGGAUGUAUAUGGAAGGUGUCACCGACACGGCGAAUCGCGUGAUCGAAACUUCGCCGCGAUCCAGCGUUACGCUCUUGUUAUUGCUCAAAUCAUCCAUUACGAAUGAAGCUUCUUGUCCUUUUUCUCUCUACGACUCUACGUUGUAAAAAUCUUAGUCACUCGGAUUAGCUGCGUCGUUCGAUCAUCGAGGUAAAUCUACGACGAAUAUAGAAGUUAAUCUCACGAUUAAGAAGUCGCGAGCAAUCUUCUCGCAUACGAGGUUACAAGGUUGUUGGUCAUUUGGAUAAAUUCGAUCGAUCUUUAUCGAGAACGACAGGGGAAAAAACCGCUCAUUCGGCCAUUGGAAACGCUUUGUGAUCAAAAGUCGAACGAACUUUGGAAUGCUUAGAGCUGUUAGAACGCUUGGUUGUCGAUCUCUUUGUGAUACGAUUGCUUUUGUCCUCUCUCGGUAGUUUUCUGUGAUAGUCACGCGGGUCUAUUUAGAACUGAUUUCUAACAGGAGGACAUACACAAGCGUUUUCUCUUGCCCAUGUAUGAAAAAUAAUGAUUCGACGUUGGGAUUCGUGUUUGCCCCAAUUUGGGAGAAGUCGAUUGAAUGUGACGCGAAGUAUACAUUCAGUAUGUAGAAUAAAGAAAUCUGUAUAAUACAUUAGCAAGAAAUGAGAGAUGUAUUUAUUUUAUGAUUAAAUUGUACGAUUUUUAAUGAA